Arabidopsis lyrata subsp. lyrata is the source of this 1152-nucleotide messenger RNA. RefSeq names its product lysine histidine transporter-like 5. The record is from RefSeq and is a predicted model, not a curated record. Gene Ontology annotation, cellular component: plasma membrane. The transcript is spliced from 2 exons. Lineage: Eukaryota; Viridiplantae; Streptophyta; Magnoliopsida; Brassicales; Brassicaceae. Bases 1 to 996 code for a protein of 331 amino acids.
AUGGAAAUUGAUCAACAAAACGAAGAUUUAAACAAUUGGUUACCGGUGACAGCAUCUCGGAAGGCCAAGUGGUGGUACUCCGCCUUCCACAAUGUUACCGCCAUGAUAGAGAAAUUUUUAUUGUGUUCAUGUUCUUGUAGGGUAUCUGGAAUAGUUGCAGUAUUGGGAUCAUGGGUGAUAACGUUCUACACAUUAUGGCAACUUGUGGAGCUCCACGAGGCUGUGCCUGGAAAACGGUUCGACCGAUACCCGGAGCUUGGCCAACACGCAUUUGGCCCAAAACUAGGUUAUUGGAUUGUGAUGCCACAACAAAUGUUGGUCCAAGUUGGUACUGAUAUAGUCUACAAUGUCACGGGCGGAAAAUCUCUUAAGAAAGCGAUCGAGCUCUUGAUCCCGAGUUUCGCGAUGAGGAACACUUGUUACAUUUUGAUCUUCACCGCAAUCCAACUCAGCUUGUCUCAAAUCCCUAAUUUCAACUCUCUCAAAGGCCUUUCUCUUUUGGCCGCGGUCAUGUCCGUUUGUUAUUCGAUGAUAGCCUUUGUGGCGUCAACAGUUGAAGGAGCACAACACCACCCGGCUAGCUAUGGAAUUCGAUCACAAUAUUCUGUAGAUAUAGCGUUUGACGUGAUGAAUGCGUUGGGAACGGUAGCGUUUGCGUUUGCAGGACAUAGUGUGGUUCUUGAAAUACAAGCAACCAUUCCUUCGACACCUGAGGUCCCUUCCAAGAAACCGACUUGGAAGGGAGUCGUCGUGGCUUACGCCAUCGUCCUCCUUUGCUACCUAACAGUAGCAAUCUCCGGGUUUUGGGCGUUUGGAAAUCUAGUGGAAGACGAUAUUCUUAUUUCCCUCCAAAAACCUAAUUGGCUAAUCGCGGUAGCUAACUUCAUGGUGUUUCUUCAUGUCGUUGGAAGCUAUCAGGUCCAUUAUUACAACGACACCCUUCUUGAAAUUAUCUAUGAUAAUUUACUUUUGGUUAAUAACUCAAAUUCUGAAUAAUUAGAUAGUAUAAUGGUGUGGUUGAUCUAAAUAAACAGGUAUUUGCAAUGCCCGUAUUUGAUGGAAUAGAGUCGUGUCUAGUGAAGAAUCUCAAGUUCACUCCUUCCAUAUGCCUUCGUAUUGUGGGACGUACUUCAUACGUUGGUAUGUAACCAA